Macadamia integrifolia is the source of this 694-nucleotide messenger RNA. Its product is annotated as beta-glucosidase 18-like. Gene Ontology annotation, molecular function: beta-glucosidase activity. The record is from RefSeq and is a predicted model, not a curated record. The coding region runs from base 73 to 576 and encodes 167 amino acids. Lineage: Eukaryota; Viridiplantae; Streptophyta; Magnoliopsida; Proteales; Proteaceae. The transcript is spliced from 6 exons. Gene Ontology annotation, biological process: carbohydrate metabolic process.
UAUGUAAACCCUAUAUCACAGAAAGAAGACCCUCCUCAUCACUCCAUUUGGUACAUAUAUGAGCAUUGGAAGAUGAAGCAGAAAGCCUUCUUCUUGGUGGUAUAUGUUGGGUUUCUUCAACUCAUGUCCUCCCUCGUUAGCAGUGCAUUUGAUCGCUCCGAAUUCCCUCCCUCAUUUCUUUUUGGAACUGCAACAUCUUUUUAUCAGAUAGAGGGUGCUUACUUGGCAGGUAACAAAAGCCUCAGCAAUUGGGACGUAUUCACUCACUUACCAAAAAAAAUCGUGGAUGGAGGCACUGGAGAUGUUGCAGAUGAUCACUACCAUUGGUACAUGGAAGAUGCAAAGUUGAUGCAUUCCUUAGGUGCAAAUUCUUAUAGAUUCUCCAUUUCAUGGUCCAGAAUCCUCCCAAGAGGUAGAUUUGGAGAAGUUGAUUCCAUUGGAAUCGAAUUUUACAACAGGCUGAUAGACGCAAUCUUGCUCAAAGGAAUACAACCAUUUGUCACACUGAACCAUUAUGAUAUUCCUCAAGAACUUGAAGACCGAUAUGGGUCAUGGUUGAGUCCACAAAUACAGUAGGUCUUCCCUUAUAUUUUAUUUCUUGUAAUUCAUUUAGUAGUACUUUUGAUAUUACAUGUUUGUUAUCAGUAAUCCUAUUAUAUAUGACACAAUGUAGGAUAUGUAGAAGUUUAAUCAA